Nylanderia fulva is the source of this 4857-nucleotide messenger RNA. RefSeq lists its product as uncharacterized. The record is from RefSeq and is a predicted model, not a curated record. Gene Ontology annotation, biological process: protein dephosphorylation. Gene Ontology annotation, cellular component: protein phosphatase type 2A complex. Gene Ontology annotation, molecular function: calcium ion binding; protein phosphatase regulator activity. Lineage: Eukaryota; Metazoa; Arthropoda; Insecta; Hymenoptera; Formicidae.
GUCUUUGAGAAGAACACUCUGAAUUUGCCCGUAACUCCUGUCGACAUUUAAUCGGAGUUCGGUCGAAGCGACCCUCGGAUCGAGUCCUAAUAUUACAGACACGAGCUCCCAAAGGCCUACGAUACACCGCGAUAUCUUUGUAGUGUCCGUAAGCUAGUAAAUUACUAGAAAUACAUUCAAUGGCAUGCAGUAUUUCUAGUAAUUUACUAGUUCGCGUGUGAUCUAAUGAGAAAAAUCACACGGAGACGAUAUUCGGAGUGAAGGCUGCUUAUAAUGAAGUUUGCCGUGUUUUCGAUCAGUCUGGUACGGUUUGGUGUAAUACGUGAAGUGCGCUGAAUGACGAACGGUGAACGUGAAUGAAUACAGCUUAGAGCAGCGACGACCAGUUCAGCGAUAACACGGUGCGGAUAUGGUCGUGUUGGCCGUAUUGUAUUUAGGUGUCCAUGGACUUCCCCGAGGCUUGCCAUACUGCCCUUCUCAUGUCUUGGGUUAGGUCUUUAUAAAGCAGUCUUCCAGAUUACUCAUCCGCCAACUACAAUUCGAAUUUAGGCAUCGUUCAAUCAUGUUAUUGACUGUCAAACUAUAUUAAUAAUUUUUAAAUAAUAAUAUUAAUAAUUACAUACGGUGACAAGAAAAAAAAGAAGACACUCUUCAAAGCAAAGUUGGGAAAAGAAGUGAAACAAAGAAGUGAUGACGCAUUAUAUGAAAGAAAAUUAUAGAAUAACUUGGCAAUUAAAGAAAACGGGAAGUUUAGGCCAACCGGCCUGAGAUAUGCCAGUAAUAGCAGUGACACCUCAACAAUCAGUAAGGACAUCUUCGUUGCUGUUAGCUGAUACAGCAGAACAGUGUCGAUCAUCAUCAUUGUCGUGGGGUUGCCGGGUCUACGCGACCCGACGCGAUCUCUUUAUACCAGCGAUUGUCGACCCACGUCCGAGCAGAACGGUGCACUGUCCAGAUUUAAAUGCCUGUUUAGUGAACGAGUCGCGCUCGAAACACGAUCGAGUGGACUGUCAAACAAUCCACUUUGGUUACGCGAUCCCAAUUAAUAUCGUGUCGGUUCACGAGAGUCCUGAAUUAGUCGAAUUGGUAUUAGACCAGUCUGCCGAAUUUAGUAUUCAGGCAAUAAAUUUUCUAUUCGAUCAUCAUCCGCAAUUGCGUAAACAACAGCGUUCCCAUGAAAUGGCUGCCACAGCCAAGCAUGAUCUUCGUCGAAAAUUCCCUGCGGAUACGACCCCUUCUGGUGAAGAGGAUAUCGCCGCUAUCGCUAAACAGAUCAGUGAUCAUGCAGAAGCGAUUUACCAGACGUGGAAGAGUCGUGGGUUAGCGCCUACGGAGAUCUUAACUUGUCACAGUAACGAGAUCGCUGUUGAUAAGUUUGGUAGCGCAUUAACACCUUGCAAAUUAUCAACUAUUGAGAAUAAUGUUAGCGGUAAAACGUUGUCAGCGCCAUUACUUGAACGUUCUUCCUCGACCACGGAAGAUAUAUUAACUCAAACGCCAAAUUUGGACAAUGGAAACCUCGAAAAACUAGUCAAUAAUUUUGUAGUAGAGGAUAAAGCUAGGAUAGCCGCUUCCAAGCAGAAAUCGUCGUCGAAGUCAUUACCGUCUUCCAUACAAUUCGCAUUACAAAAGUUCGAGAAAAAUUCUGUGCAACAACAACAGACGACAGCAACUUCCACGAAAAAUAAUAUAACUGAUAACUCGAAGAAAUUAACAAACGUCUUGUUAUCUUCACCGUUUUUGAAUAAACCAUCGCAAAUAGUAAAACCUCAAAUUUUUACAAAAACUCUCGGCUCUCAUCACUGCGAAGUUUUUCUAGAGACAAUUGAAACUACUUUCCCAGUCGAUCUGACAUCUUCCAAAAAAGCGACACAGCAGAAGAGGCCCGCCAGUAUAUUAAUUGCCUCAUCGCCCACUAGUUCUUCAUUAAAUACUGAUUCGAUACACUCGAAAAGUUCGGGUUUGACAACAUGGCCAUUAAAAAAUAAGUUAAAUGAUGCCAGAAGAAUCGUAGAUAUAUCAACCAAACCAUCCCAACUAAAGGAAAAUAUUGAGAAAAUAUUACCAGCGAAAGAGGAGAAAAGACCAAUCGUGAUAGAAACAGAUUCGCGAUGUACGUACUUCGAUGAAGUUGCACGGGAAGAGGAAAGGUUAAUAAACGCUUUAAAAACAGGCGCCGUCAUUACUGAAGAAUCAGAAAGGACGAUGAUGUCUAAACGCACAAAGCCGGCUAUUACGCGGGAAAAACCAAAAAUUGAACCUAUUAAACAAAUUAUUAUCGGAAGCCAUCAUGGAGCUGGUUCAGCAGUACCCAAUUCAGCAGCGUCUAGCUUGACAACAUCUAGUUCAACAGCUACUGCGGCCAAUAUCGACAAUGUUGCUGCUGUUGUCACCACUAGUCAUAUCCCAUUAAUCAACGAGUCAAAAUCGCUUAACAAAGAUGAUUUGUCCGCUAUGUCAGUGGUAGACUAUGCUAAGAUUAGAUAUAAGGCAGCUCAACAGAAUUCGCCUACUCAACAACGGCUCGAAGAACAGCGAGCCUCCAGCCAUCCAUCUCAUUCCACUACGGAACAAUUGGUUUCUAACACAAGAACAAAAUUCGAGAUAGAGAUGCGAAAAGAUAAAGAUGUUAAAGAUGCUGAAAAGGAUGUAGUGGCAUCCAGAUGGGGGCCGAGGAUUUCUCCAACGCGAUCUCGCCUAGAACAGACUGUACCUCAUCCAGAAUUGACUAAUCAGCAAAAGCAACACAUAAGAGCGGCCGCAGCAACUGGCGGAACAGGCAACAAUCCCGUCAGACCGUUCCUUACCAGAGGUUCUGUAGCAGAACGUGUACUUAUUUUUGAAAAAUGUCCGAGUGAGCUACUAUUGGACAAGCGUGGUCCACGACAACCAGCCAUUAAUACAUGGAGAAGUGGUCAUGAGGUGCAAAACAAAGCUCAGAUUUAUACGAAAGAGAAAACUCAACAAAAGAGUUUGCCGCCACAUACAACUUUGCAAAGACAGGUGAAAGCUAAUAAGACCGUUUAUAUACCGAGAUUUUACUUUCCAGGAGGAAAACCUGUUCCUCUUUCGCAAUUGGAAACGAUCGUCUCAAAAAUUAUUACAGCCUUUCAAAAUUUACCGAAUUGUUGCGCUUCUCGUGCGCAAUUUCAUACCAUUACAAAGGCUUGUGACUUACCCUUAUACUGGAAAGUGCCACUUUUCUUGGCAGCUGAUGGUGACCAGAAAGGAAAUAUCGAGAUGAAUGCAUUUUUGGAAUUUUGGAAAGAACUAACAGUUACUCAUCACGAUGCAGCUAGUAAAUUUAUCAGAAUUGUCACCCGAAAAUUUCGAAACUAUAUACUUCCGGAAGAUUUAAUCCCUCUCGUACAAGAUGUAGUAGAAACGCAUCCAGGAUUAACGUUUUUAAAAGAAGCUACAGAAUUCCAUUCUCGUUAUGUACAUACGGUGAUUGCUAGAAUAUUUUAUUGCGUAAAUCGUAGUUGGAGUGGCAAGAUUUCACUUGCCGAAUUAAGGAGAAGCAAUUUGUUAUCAGUUAUUGCUGUGCUCGAGCACGAGGAAGAUAUUAAUCAAGUUACAGCUUACUUCAGUUAUGAACAUUUUUAUGUGAUAUAUUGCAAAUUCUGGGAAUUGGAUCGCGAUCACGAUCUGUUCAUAGAUAAAAUGGAUUUAACGAGGCAUAAUGAUCAUGCAUUGUCAACUCGAAUGAUCGAAAGAAUAUUUAGUGGUGCCGUGACGAGGGGCAGUAGAAUAAAGAGCAGUGACAAUGCGCAACAAUUAGAAGACAAGAUGAGUUACACAGAAUUUGUAUGGUUUCUUCUUAGCGAGGAAGAUAAAAAUCAUCCAACUGCCAUUGAAUAUUGGUUUAGAUGCAUGGAUCUUGAUGGCGAUGGUUAUUUAUCGAUGUACGAAUUAGAAUACUUUUACGAAGAACAGUUACGUCGAAUGGAAGCGAUUGGUCUGGAAACAUUGCCUUUUGAAGAUUGCCUUUGUCAGAUGUUAGAUAUGAUUCACCCGACUACGCCAGGCAAGAUAUCAUUGAAUGACUUGAAAAACUGUAAAAUGACGUCCAUCUUCUUUGAUACAUUCUUUAAUCUGGAAAAAUAUCUGGAUCACGAACAAAGAGAUCCUUUUGCUUCGACGAGAGAUCAUGAUACUGAUGGUCAUGAGCUCUCGGAUUGGGAUCGUUUCGCAGCAGAAGAAUAUGAAUUAUUAGUCGCAGAAGAAAGUGGCAAUGAACAGCAGGAACAAAUGUCACACAAUAUUGUUUCAUGGGAGUUAUUGCCAAAUGUGGAAACUUUAGUGUAUGAUUCGGUGGAUAUGAUCAAGAAUGCAAAUUCGUUAAUGAAUAUGUCAGAUGUUUGUGUACAACAGUCAAGGCAUGAGGAUAGCAACGAUAGCGACGAUUACGCAGACAGCGACAAUUAAUUUUUCGAUAAAUUUAUUCAAUAAUAAUAUAUAUAGUUAGAGAAAAAAGAGAAUAAAAAGAAGUACAGAAAGUAUUAUGACAUUAUCAAAAUAUAAUCUGUUAACUGAUUUUAAAGACUGCACGUGUUAUGUAUCUAUAUAAGUUGCUAUAAUGUUGCGACACGACGUGCCGGAUAUUUUUUUUCACAUUAUUUAUAUUACAGGAUUAGAUUUUUAAUCAAUAAUCUUUUUAAAGAAAAGUGCCCAUGUAAUAUUGAUCACAUAUAUGACCUUUUACUCAAAAGUGAUAUUUCUUCUAUAUACAUAUAAUGUAGACAGUUGUUUAGUAGAUUAUCAAAUUAUACAUUUAUGUACAUGUACAUUACUCAGCGUCAAAUAUAUUUUAACAUAUCAAAUUAUGUUACAUUUGGGGUAUAUAUUAGGGUAUAU